CCUUCUCACCCGUGGGGCUUCAUGCUGGGCACGCUGGGGGCCAUGCAGAAGGCUGGGGCGAGGGGCCGGAGGGCCUCGGACUGCGGCCCUGCCCCUCACCGGCCCAGGUGCAUCACCAAGUUUGCCCAGUACGUGGGCUCCUUCCCCGUGGACGACCUGGACACCCAGGAGAGCGUGUGGCUGGUGCAGCAGCAGCUGUGGGCGCUGAAGGACUGUCCCCGACGUCGGGCUGUUGUCCUAAAAUUCAGCCUCCAGGGCCUCAAGAUCUACAGCGGGGAGAGCGAGGUGCUCCUGAUGGCGCACGCCCUGCGGCGAAUAUUCUACUCCACCUGGUGCCCAGCCGACUGCCAGUUCGCCUUUGUGGCCCGGAACCCCCAGAGCCCAGCCAGCAAGCUCUUCUGUCACCUCUUUGUGGGCAGCCAGCCUGGAGAGGUCCAGAUCCUGCACCUGCUGCUCUGCCGCUCCUUCCAGCUCGCUUACCUCUUGCAGCACCCUGACGAGCGGGCACAGCCUGAGCCCUGUCUGGGGCCCGCAGGGGACAUGCCCCCGAAGUCCCUGUCCAGCCCCGGGGCCCGCCCUGGCCUAGUACAGGAGCCCUUUGGCCGAGAUCAGCUCUCAGAGAACGUUUAUGCACUGGUCUCCUUCCGGCGGCUGCCAGCAGAGGGGCCCACGGGCAUUGGGAAGGAGCUGCCAUGGUUGGAAGGCCGUGGGGGUGCCCGCCACGUCCGCCUCGGGAAUCCCUACUGCUCGCCCACUCUGGUGCGCAAGAAGGCCAUCCGCAGCAAGGUGAUCCGCUCCGGGGCCUACCGCGGCUGCACCUACGAGACCCAGCUGCAGCUGUCGGCCCGCGAGGCCUUUCCUGCUGCGUGGGAGAAGUGGCCCCGGGGUCCCGGUGGCUCCUCGUGCUUGGUGGAGAGCGAGGGCAGCCUGACGGAGAACAUCUGGGCCUUCGCUGGCGUCUCCAGGCCCAGCGCCCUCGCCCUGCUGCGGAGAGACGUGCUUGGGGCCUUCCUGCUGUGGCCUGAGCCGGGCGCCAGUGGCCAGUGGUGCCUGUCGGUGCGGACGCUGUGCGGCAUCGUGCCCUACCAAGUCUACCGGAACCAGCUGGGCCGCUAUGGCGUGGAGCACCUGCCUGCCGAGUUCCCCAGCCUGGAGGCCCUGGUAGAGCAUCACGCUGGGACUGAGCGCAGCCUCUUCUGCUCCCUGGACAUGGGCCGCCUGAACCCCGGCUACGAGGAGCACGACCGUAGGCCCGAGGGCAGGCCUCCCCGGACACUCCGGCCCCUUAGCCACGCCAAGUCGGAGGCAGAACUGCAGGGCCUGGGCUAGGGGGCCAGCCCCCACACCAGCAGGCCCUGCGUCGCCCUGGCCCCUGGGCCCCAGCCAGCCACUCUGCCCUUCUUCCACCCCGCUGGUCACCAGUUCUGGCCAGUCACUCUGCCCCUGGGGCCUGUCUUCUGUCUCUUCACUGGUUGUGUGGGGGUGCAACCCCCCCCCCAGAUUGGGUUCUCAUGCGACAUAUGGCCCCUUGAGAUUACAGGAAGGGCAGGCAUCCGUGAACUUGCGGGUGACUCUGGAUGCUUGUCCUCUGUGGGCUUCACCGGAGCCUUCUGGGGGGAGGGGGCGGGAAGGCUUACUCACAGUGGAGGUGUAGCCCCUCCCAGGAGGCCGGGCCCUGCCUGCCUGGGCAUCUCCAGAGAGCUCGUGACUGAGGGAGGGGUGUCUGGGGAGGAAGUUCUCACUUCGGGCAAAGGCCUGGGGGCGAGCCACCCCAGUGAGGGACACAGAUGUGACCGAAGCCUGUGGCCACAUCAUCCCGCCUGUGUCACAGGCCAUCGAAGGUUAAGGGAGUCUUCCCUUGAGUUGUGAGGAAUGGGGGUUCGAAGGGGCAGGACAGACAAAGAGCAGUGCCACCCAAAGCCCACUCAUGGGGUGGAUGCCUGUAUGCAGAAAGGGGCGUGAACCAAGGAAUCUCAGCGUGUUGUUUGGGAAGGCUGGUUUCUCUCUCCCCAGAACCACAGGGUUGUGAUUCCCGCUUACUGGGAAAGGUUGCCCACCCUCCUCCGCUCCCCCACGUGCCCGAGAGCCUCCAAGACACACGCACACAUUGCGUUUCCCUUCGUCAUUUGACUGGGAGGGGCUUGCAGACCACGGACUUAGAGGGGUGGCCAUUGGCAUUGCCCUUAGCGUGGUGCUGGCCAGGCCUGCCCGGAGCCAUCUCAUCUCCUUAGGCGGCUCCACUGGGGAGCAGUCAUCCGGAGUUAGAAAUCACGUGGGCCCUGCCGGACGGGGCUCAGCCUCUGGACAGGGGGGUCCCCGGCAAUGACUAGUCUAAGGCACUGGGCCUGUGCUGCCUGGGCAGGUCCAGGUACCCCCCCCCCCCCCUUUACAAGUCAACCUGACAAGACACAUCUACCAAGUGAGGGAGCAAGGUCACUUGGGGUGAACUGAUUCUCAGGCAGAGGCCUGGUCCUGAGUCUGGGGGCUGCCCCCUCCCCCUUCUGGGAGCAGAUGCGACUGUUCAGUGCCUUGAAAAUAAGACUUCUGACCUCGGGGAGGAAGAUGGCGGCCCCAAGAAAAGAGAAAGGAAAGAUCCUUGGAAUCCCCAGCUUCGGGUCCACACCCAGGAAAUGGUCUUGGCUGGGGGCUUCGUCAUUCCUGCCAAAAGGGAUGGAAGGGCGCUGUCCUUUGGGGGCUUGUUUCACUGGAACUGUGUCAUUGGUUCUGUACUGAAUGUGAAUGGGAACCCACAACUCCCUUGCAGCCAUUUCUAUCAGAAGCCAUCUCCGUGGGCCAAGGCCUGGUCCCUCCAUUUCCCUGGCAAGGAGAGGGGUUUGGGGCCCUACAGCACUGCAGCCACGCAUUUAAGGAGACCGGGUACCUGGCCCAGGCUUAGGCCAAAGUUCGCCUCCCUGCUGGGUGCAUUUCAUUGUGCAGGUUACCUGGGUGUCGGGUGUUCCCAGAGCACUCUACCGUUCUCCACACAGCAUUUAUUGUCACGUGGCGCAGACAGGGCAAGGUUUUUCCACCCAUGUGUGUAGAUGCUCCAGUAUCCAUUCCAGAUCAUUCUCUUCCAACCAGCACCACCUGGGCAGCCCAGUUCUCACUGUACGUACUUGAAAUAAAGUGC
Molecule: messenger RNA, 3130 nt
Organism: Phyllostomus hastatus (greater spear-nosed bat)
Lineage: Eukaryota; Metazoa; Chordata; Mammalia; Chiroptera; Phyllostomidae
Gene: SH2D5
Product: SH2 domain containing 5
Exons: 9
Coding region: 22-1329 (435 amino acids)
Cellular component (GO): postsynaptic density
Source: RefSeq, a predicted model, not a curated record